GAUGCCCAAGCACAAUGGGCAGCCUCCACGAAGAACGCAGAUGUCCGGUGGGAGCAGAAGGAGUGCUUCGCCCAGGGCUGGACGCCCGGGAAAGACCUGGAGGAGUGCACAAGGAGCAACAUCCAGGGUUUUCCGACCCUCAAGAUCUUCGGGGGCACCGCACCUGCCCAGGGGGAGGAGUUUGACGGUGGCAGGUCUGUUCCGAACAUCCUCUCGUGGGUCAG
This is a messenger RNA of Symbiodinium pilosum, 224 nucleotides long. Lineage: Eukaryota; Dinophyceae; Suessiales; Symbiodiniaceae. The record is from the annotation of a GenBank genome assembly.